AUGACUUCCCCCCAGCCCUCCCCAAGCUCAACCGCCCACUCCGUCAACCAGCAGGCCGCCCAGCAGACCCUCACCCUCAGCCUCGCCGGCCCAAAAUCAGCCGAUCGGAAACUGCAGCUGUCCCUGGCCGAGCACUCGCUCAGCCUGCUCUUCACCGGCUCAACCGGGGGCGGGUGCCGCCUGCCAUUCAGACCAUUCCAGAGGAACACUGGCAGCAAAAUCCAAAUCGACUACCAAAACAUCCUCAACUGUCACCUCGACCAUCAGGACCAGGAGAACUACCAGCUCACAUUAUCGUACUUGAAAAACACCCGGGACCAGGAUCUGAAGCUCAAAACCAUCUCCCUGAGGGGAACGAUCGAUCAUGAUACCCCCGAGACUCAAAAAAUGCCCCAGAAUUGGGUCGAAAACUUGCUGCUGAGAUCCUACGAGCUCAAAGGGGUUCCUAGAUCUCGGAGAGUCCUCAUCGUCAUCAACCCUACCAGCGGCUCCCAAAAGAGCGUCAAGAUUUGGAAAUCUAUCGUCGAACCGAUCCUCAAAGCAUCAACAGCAAACUACCAAGUGAUAUUUACCACCCACGCAGGUCAUGCAGGCGAAGUCGCAGAAAACUUGGACAUCGACUCAGUGGAUGUCGUCAGUUGCGUAUCGGGCGAUGGAUUGGUCCAUGAAGUCUUGAACGGGCUUGGUCGUCGGAAAUCAGAUUUCGGAGCGGCCAUCAACAAACUAGCUUUGACCUCUAUUCCUUGUGGCUCCGGGAAUGCCCUGUCGACCAACCAUCUCGGGCCCAAACAUGCCACAAACGUUCAGCUGGCAACCUUAAACGUACUCAAGGGAACACCAGUCCGACUGGACCUAUGCAGCUCUACACAACUGUCUGACGAGCCGCAGGAAUCCCAAAAAGAUCCACAAGCGGUCCGGAAACUAUCCCUGCUCAGUACCUCCUUCGGAAUCAUGGCCGAACUUGACGUGGGCACAGAGCAUCUCAGACGCUUAGGAUCCAUCCGAUUCGUCCUAGGAUACCUAUGGGGCUCGAUCCGCAAUCGGCAACGAAAGAUCAGAUUGGAUGUCCAAUUAGUCGAGAAGGAUAAGACUGAAAUCGAGCGAAACUUCCGAGCUCUGCGAGAGACCAUCAGGCAAGAGUCCAGCGACCCCAACCAUACACCAACUCGUAUUGAAGACCUGCCAAUCGAGACAGACUCGGACGGCCUACCGCGGCUGAAGUACGGCGAUAUCCGGACGAAGAUCGACUCGUCUUCUGAACAACAGAGUGAGGUGGCCUGUCCAUGGACGACGAUCGAGCUCGACAUCGUCUCCUUUUAUGCCGGCAUCCUGCCCUUCAUGGCCCGCGAACUCCUGCUCUUUCCUGCCAAAAUUCCCGGCCGGGACGGGACGAUCGACAUCGUCCUGCAGCACUCCAAAAGCGUCUGGGACUCCUUGGUCUGCAUCGUUGGAGCCGAGACGGGAGGCCUGUUCAAGAACCCAAACUGCGAGUUCAUGAAAGUAAAAGCAUUCAGAUUGUCGCUGGGCACGGAAGAUAAGGACCGGUCGUACGUGGUCGUGGAUGGCGAAAACAUGCCCUACCGCUCGAUUCAGGUCGAGAUACACGAGCGGGCCUUGCAGAGCUUGACCCUGAACGCCCAUUGUCCCUACUUCGGCUCGACCGGUGUCGCGGAGCAGAUCUUGUAG
Puccinia triticina is the source of this 1686-nucleotide messenger RNA. RefSeq lists its product as uncharacterized. The record is from RefSeq and is a predicted model, not a curated record. Gene Ontology annotation, biological process: sphingosine biosynthetic process. The transcript has 6 exons. Lineage: Eukaryota; Fungi; Basidiomycota; Pucciniomycetes; Pucciniales; Pucciniaceae. The coding region runs from base 1 to 1686 and encodes 561 amino acids. Gene Ontology annotation, cellular component: membrane; cytoplasm; intracellular membrane-bounded organelle.